Messenger RNA from Gigantopelta aegis, 1738 nucleotides. RefSeq names its product basic salivary proline-rich protein 1-like. The transcript is spliced from 6 exons. Lineage: Eukaryota; Metazoa; Mollusca; Gastropoda; Neomphalida; Peltospiridae. Bases 19 to 1626 code for a protein of 535 amino acids. The record is from RefSeq and is a predicted model, not a curated record.
UAUCCUUCAACUGUUAAGAUGAAGGUGUUCGUUGUUGUCGUUCUGUGUGCUCUAGCGCUAGCCGAGGCUGGUGUCUUGGACCUGGUCCGUCAGAAGAGACAACUAGCAAAGGCAAAAGAGAGCGUUAUUCUUGAGAAAACUACUGGCCAUAAAGAUGGAGCACCAGCGAAAGCAACGAAGCCUGCUACGCCCAUGCAGGACUCGCCUUUCGGACACAGAGUUCCUCCAGUCAAUCCCAUGGGCAUGCCUCCACACAGAGGCAUGGCGCCACCACAUAGAGGCAUGAUGCCACCACAGAGAGGCAUGAUGCCACCCCAGAGAGGUAUGAUGCCACCAGGCUUUAACCCAGCAAUGGCUCACCAACAGAGCAUGGGUUCCCCACAUCAGCAGGGAAUGCCCACGAGGAUGCAAGGUCCAUUUGGACAAGAAGGACCAAACAUGAUGCAGCACCCUGACGCAUAUCCACAGGAAAUGUUCCAGGGCGGAGACAACAGGCAGAUGAUGACGCCACCAUGGUAUGCCCAGGGAAUGCGCCCACCGAUGCAGGGUCCUGCCAGCGCGUCAACGCGAACUCCAAAGUCUGACAAGAAACAACCGAAGGGUAUGCGUCCCCCUAUGGCCGGUGGAUUCCCACAAGACAUGCCACCAUACAUGAUGCAGCGACCAGGAGCUUACCCUCAAAGAAUGUCACCUAUGCAGCAGGGUAUGCCACCAAUGCGUCAGGGUAUGCCACCAAUGCGUCAGGGUAUGCCACAGGGUAUGCCACAGGGUAUGCCACAAGGUAUGCCACAGGGUAUGCCACAGGGUAUGCCACCAAUGCGACAGGGUAUGCCACAGGGAAUGCCACCAAUGCAACAGGGAAUGCCACCAAUGCGACAGGGUAUGCCACCCAUGCAACAGGGUAUGUCACCAAUGCAACAGGGCAUGCCACAAAUGCAGCAGGGUAUGCCACCAAUGCAACAAGGUAUGCCACAGGGAAUGCUUUUGACGCGACAAGGUAUGCCACCAAUGCGACAGGGAAUGCCACCCAUGCGACAGGGAAUGCCACCCAUGCGACAGGGAAUGCCACCCAUGCGACAGGGUAUGCCACCAAGGAAUCACGGACCAAAAGCACCUGGCAAGAAAGGUGAGUGGUUCAGUAAACCAGUGACUGCUGGCACCACUGCCGUGCCACACCCUUCCAAAAAGGCUGGCCCCGGUGGACAGCCACGUCCAUCUAGCGCUCUGUUCCAGUUCAGUGCACCAAAUGGUAUGCCUCCCAUGAUGCAACCAGGAAUGGUGGAUUCACCAAUGAUGGAUUCACCAAUGAUGUCCCAAAUGGGAAGUCCCAUGGGAAUGAAUGGACCACAGUCCCCAGGCUUGGAGAAAUUCAUGACUUUCGAACAUCAAAUCGAAGAGUUGAGAAGCAACAUUCUGAAGAGUUUCUACAAAGAUCUUGUGCAAUACAAAAUGGUAUCUGAAAUGUAUCGCACCAGAAUGAUGGCCAAGCUAGCUCUGCUGAACCAACUGGAAGCCAAAGUUGCCAUGCCAGUUAGGAACACUGUUGCCAUAACGACGACAGCCACCGAGUCAAUGGGCCCAGACAUGAACAACAAUGGUCCGAUGUAUAUGGGUAUGCCGCAAUAAUCAACGCUACAACAUUCACAGGCUGGUUCUAGUUGUUUCGUCUGUACACCCAAACAGCCGCCACAUGCUAUGAGAUGUAAGAAGUACUCGAAAUAAAUUAUAUUCAACAAGA